This is a messenger RNA of Cucumis sativus (cucumber), 1689 nucleotides long. RefSeq lists its product as hypothetical. NCBI's taxonomy places the organism in Eukaryota, Viridiplantae, Streptophyta, Magnoliopsida, Cucurbitales, Cucurbitaceae. The coding region runs from base 302 to 1363 and encodes 353 amino acids. The transcript is spliced from 4 exons. The record is from RefSeq and is a predicted model, not a curated record.
ACAGAGCCGCGAAGAAGAAGAAGAAGAUGGUAGAAAUGGAACCAACCAAACCAAUUACAAUUCUCCACUUUAUAAACACACUUGCUUUUCACUAAUGGCGCUUUCUCGAAUCUCCCUUUGAUUUUCCCCUUCCAUUCUUCCACCCCAUUUCCCCUUCUUUCCCGUUUUCUCUCUCUCUCAUAGUUUCUCUCUACAAUUUACACAGUCAAAUCCUUUGUUCCCUAGCUGCUACAGUCCCACAGGCCCUUUGUUGCCUUGUUUCAGAGAACCCCAUUCACCCAUUUUCGAGAAAGGGCUAAUUAUGCCGUCCGGUGUCAAGAAGCGAAAAGCAGCGAGGAAAAAGAAGGAAAAGGAGGCUAAAAUCGAUUCAUCAAUAAACGAGGAAUUUAAAAGUCAGAACGGGAGCAACUUUGAGAGUAGGGAGGUCAAUGCUAAUUAUGAUCGGCACAAUUGUCACAAUCCGCUUGAUGGGAGCAAUGGCAAAGUGGUGGAAAAUAUUUAUGAUGCAUCACCUGUUUUGUCUACUGUGGAUGAGGACAAAUCUCUGGGUACGGAAAUUCAAGGAAACAAUGAGGUUGUCCAUGAAUUUGGAUUUGAUGGUAAUGGUGCUGUUGAAGUUGAAAAGGAACUAACAUCAGCAAAGAACAAUGCUUGUCAAAGCAUCAGCAUUGAGUAUGUUGAAGGGAAGAAAUAUGAUGAAAGGGAAGAUGAGAAUUCUAGUUGUAGUUCAGCUGAGGAGUGUAGUAUUACUGACAAGAAAACUAAAGCCUAUAUGUCAUCUUAUAAAACAAAUGUUUGCAAUAAUAAUCCAGAUGAAUCUUCAACUCCCAUCAUUGGGAUAAAUGAAUCUGCAUCAGCUGGGGAGUGCACCAACUUGUUGGUUGAAACUACUCAGGUUCCUGAUUCAGUUAAAUAUGAGGUUCCUGUGCCUACAGAGAAAAUUUGCCCCGUGAAAGUUGCAGCUGGUGAGAAUUUAGUGGUUUCUGAAACUGCUAAAUCAGGGUUGAAGGAAAAUGCAAAUACUUUGUUGUCUAAACAAUGUGAUGGAACUAGAGUGGUGUCAUUAACUAAUCCUGAUUCAGUACCAAAAGAAAAUAAGGACAAAGUUUUAUCUGAAGAAAUGAAGAAUCAUCACAUGUCUUCAAAUAUGAUGGAACAAGAGUUCAAAUAUCUGGAAGGAAAGCAGUUUCUUUCAUCAGUUUCUCCUGCUGUUGGUGCUACUAAAAAUGAUGCCAUUACCAAGGAUUCAGAGAUUCCAAUAUGUCCUACAAAGCAGAAUUCAGCUGCAGCUCCAAUAGUGGCACAAAGGACUUUUAUAUUUACUUGUUGUGGAUUGUUUGAUUUGCUGAAAGGCUCCGAUUAAUAAAUUCAGUAAGCUGGAGCUGACAGUACUUUGAACAGUUCUAAUAUAGAAGCAAACCGCCCAGGAGAGUUUCAGUGCACUGAUGAAAUUAUCUAAGAAACAUCAAGCAAGCCUUUUGAUAUAUUUGAAACUUCUGGUAUUUCUCUCAGAUUUAUAGCUAUCAUGUGAUGUUUAACUUCCUAAGAUGAGACCUGUGUUGAUGGUAAUUUCAUAAUUACCAGGCAGCUUAAUUUACUAUACUUACCCUAUAUUACAUGUACGAUCAUGUAAACUAGUUCAGUUUACUUGAAUUUGACUGAAUGAACGGCAUUUGGACAAGUUAAGCA